Molecule: messenger RNA, 612 nt
Organism: Adineta steineri
Lineage: Eukaryota; Metazoa; Rotifera; Eurotatoria; Adinetida; Adinetidae
Source: the annotation of a GenBank genome assembly
AUGACUAAGCAAAAAAAGAAUCGUAUAUAUGUUAUUGGAUUGGCAACUGCUCAACAGUUUGCUGAUGAAGGUGCUUAUGUAUUUAUUACUGGUCGUCGUCAAGAAGCCCUUGAUUCAGCAGUAAAAAGAAUUGUAAUUAAAGAAGAAAAAGGCAAGUUAGAUAUACUCUUUGCAAAUACUGGUGUUGCCGGUUCGAUGCCAUUACAAUCGAUUACUAAAGAAUUUUAUGAUAAUAUAUUUAAUAUUAAUGUUAAAGGUGUACUUUUUACUGUUCAAAAAGCUUUACCACCUUUAAAUGAAGGAGCCUCUAUUAUAUUAAAUGCAUCAUUUGUUUCAAUCAAAGGAACACCAGGAUCAUCUGUUUAUUUUGCAAGUAAAGCUGCUGUUCGUUCAUUUGCUCGUUGUUUCUGUGUUGAUUUAAAAGAACGUAAAAUUCGAGUCAAUGCUGAAGUUUCAAAAUUUAUUGUUGAUAGACUUACAUCAUCAACUGUUUUAGGACGACUUGGCCAUCCAAUUGAAAUUGCCAAAGCAGUAGUAUUUUUAGCUUCAGAUGAUAAUUCAUAUGUCACUGGUAUUGAACUUUUUGUUGAUGGUGGUGCUGGCCAAAUUUAA